AUAUUGGUGCUGUGACUCUGCCCCAUCAUCAUUGCCUGCUGACUUUCAACGUCCCAAACUGGCAACUUGCACGCAUUGUUCAGGGGGAGGCGCUAGUCCGGAGUAGUUUCUGGAAAGAAUCGCAUGCGUGCACCAUGGAUAAAGUUUCAGCACUGAAAGACCAGGGCAAUAAGGCGCUGAGUGCAGGAAAUAUUGACGAAGCUAUCCGUUGCUACACAGAGGCUUUGGCUCUGGAUCCAUCAAACCAUGUGCUGUUCAGUAACCGCUCUGCUGCCUAUGCCAAAAAGGGCAACUAUGAGAAUGCUUUCCAGGACGCAGUUCAGACCAUCAAGAUCAAGCCUGACUGGGGCAAGGGAUAUUCCCGCAAAGCUGCAGCUCUGGAAUUUCUUGGCCGGUUAGAGGAUGCUAGAGUAACGUACCAUGAGGGACUCCGCAAAGAACCGAGCAAUCAGCAGCUAAAGGAGGGUUUACAGAAUAUUGAAGCUCGACUUGCAGAGAAAUCAAUGAUGAACCCUUUCGCCAUGCCCAACUUAUACCAGAAGCUUGAGAAUGAUCCUCGGACCCGUGAGCUUCUGACGGAUCCCAGCUACAGAGAACUGCUGGAGCAGCUCAGAUCCAAACCAUCGGACCUUGGCACGAAGCUGCAGGAUCCAAGAGUAAUGACUACGCUUUCUGUGCUCCUUGGACUGAACCUCUCAGAGAUGGAGGAGGAAGAAGAGCCUGUUCCUUCUCCUCCCAAACCUAAAGAGACUCCUCCACCUCCUCCCAAAGAGGAAGAUCUCCCUGAAAACAAGAAAAUGGCUUUGAUAGAAAAGGAACUAGGGAAUGCUGCAUACAAGAAUAAAGACUUUGAAACAGCACUGAAACAUUAUGAUCAGGCGCUAAAGCAUGACCCAACCAACAUGACAUAUAUUUCUAAUCAAGCAGCUGUCUAUUUUGAAAAGGGAGACUUUGAAAAGUGUAGAGAGCUGUGUGAGAAGGCCAUUGAUGUCGGGCGAGAAAACAGAGAAGAUUACAGACAAAUAGCAAAGGCCCUGGCUCGAAUCGGCAACUCGUACUUUAAGGAGGACAAAUAUAAGGAAGCUAUCCAAUACUUUAACAAGAGUUUGACAGAGCACCGGACUCCAGAUGUGUUGAAGAAAUGUCAACAGGCAGAGAAGAUUUUAAAGGAGCAGGAAAAACUAGCCUAUAUCAACCCCGAGAUGGCACUUGAGGAGAAGAACAAGGGCAAUGAUGCCUUCCAGAAAGGAGACUAUCCAUUAGCCAUGAAACAUUACACUGAGGCCAUUAAGAGAAACCCCCAUGAUGCCAAACUGUACAGUAACAGAGCCGCCUGCUACACAAAGCUGCUGGAGUUCCAGCUCGCCCUGAAGGAUUGUGAAGAGUGCAUCAAACUUGAGCCCACUUUCAUUAAAGGCUACACACGCAAAGGAGCAGCAUUGGAGGCCAUGAAAGACUUUUCCAAAGCUAUGGAUGCAUACCAGAAGGCAUUAGAGCUGGAUUCAUCCUCAAAGGAAGCCACAGAAGGUAUGCAGCGCUGCAUGGUCAGCCAAACCACGAGGAACGACAGCCCAGAGGAGGUGAAGAAAAGAGCCAUGGCUGAUCCUGAGGUCCAGCAGAUUAUGUCCGACCCAGCCAUGCGCAUGAUCCUUGAACAGAUGCAGAAAGAUCCGCAGGCCCUUAGCGACCACUUAAAGAAUCCAGUAAUUGCUCAGAAGAUACAGAAGCUCAUUGAUGUUGGACUGAUAGCCAUCCGCUGAUGUAAAAGAAGAUCCACGUAUGUAAAGAAGUUCCAGGACACCAGUGGAACCCUGCUCAGAUUCUUCUAAAAUGAUACAUCUGAUCUUUCUUGCCUUUAAAAUCAAGAUUAUAUUGUCCUCUGCCUGACUGGGACUUUUGUCUGUAUUUGUUUUUUAUUAUUAUUCUUGUUCACCACUUUGACAUUGUGUUGGGAAGGGGAAAAAUAUAUCCUCUGGAAAGCUUCAGCACUCCAGGCAACAUCAACUACAAAAGAGAAUUGUAAAGGUGCUGUAAAACAUCAAUAAACAUCACAGUCCAGUAGAACAUUUCCCUCGGUGUUUAAUGGGGAAAUCUACCCUAAAGCUCAUGCUGGUUUAUGCUACAAAUGUUAGUUUAAAACAUUUCUUAUUGAAUUGACAUACAACAGUGUGUUGUCAUCUGGUUUAUCAGAUUUAUUUUCCUGUUUCCUCUUUUGUCAAACUUACAGAUAUUUGCCCUAUUUCUCAUUCAAGGUGUAAAUCUUCAUUAAAUCACAUGCUUAAAAAUCUAUACAAGUAUCGACUACUGGCAUGUAAUCUGGACAAAGAUUCAUUAACCAUUUGUAAUAGUUUAGACAUCUUGAUCUUUAGCUGUACUCUGACAUCUGAUCACUGUGCAGACGUGACUAAAAUCUGAGUUUAAUAGAGAACACUGGGUUAUUUGAGGAGUGGAUUAUCUAGACAUGAUGGUCAGAUUCCAGUUUUUAUUUUGAGGACCAUAGCACAACCUGAUAACUAUUUUUUUCUUCUUUUUUUUAAAACCUUGUAUUUGAACAUUUAAAUGGGACAAAUGUUAAUUGUAAAAAGGAAAAAUGCAGCAGGUACCUUCUUAGAGGUAGUGGUUCCAAAUCCAACAGGAAAUUAAGGAUUUACUCAAAUUUAUCAAAAUUUUCCCCAUUUAUUCAAAACAUUUGUCCCCUUUAUUAGAUUUAUGCUUGACUCAAAAGGGCUUCAGAAAGCUUGUUAUUUGCUUAUGUGUUACAGACUAAAAGGGGAAUUAUUUUCUGUUUUGAUGGAACUUUGAGAUAUUUAUCUCCAAAUAUUUGACCCACGGACUAAUGGAAAAUUAUUAAUUAAUUAAAUACGAUUUUGUACGCUGGCUGGUGCAUCAUGUAGAGUCCCCUAUUAAAAACAGGUAUUGAUAAAUUCUGUAUUUCACUCUAGUGCAUUUACAAUGUUUGACAUUUAGAGUUGUGGCACAGCCUGCUGAUAGUUUAACAGUAAAUUACUGCAAGCAAAGUAGUUCUUGAAGUUUAUCCAAACUGUCCUUAUUGGUUUUACUUUGCAGAUGUGGGUGUCUGUUUUCCCAGCGGUUCAGCUGUCUUGACUUGGGUCUCUGAAGAAUUAAUAGUUUAUAUUACAGCUGAACAGGUUGCCACAUGUGUCUCUAGAUACCUCAAAAUCUGAAAUGUCACUGUAUUUGUGCUACUGUUUCAGAGUUGGGAUCAUAUGUUUUGUCUUUGUAUUGUCGCACUAGGGGCAUUUCUCUGAAGUUUUCUAUUGUGGACUGCAGAUAUCAGGGUAUGGUUAUUGUUCACAGUCUGGUCCUAAUUUUGUAAUAAACCACAUGCAACAGUUGUCCCUCAUGGUGUAAAGGAAAUCGUCCCAGGAAAGGCAUGUGCUAUUAGAAAUUAGCUGUAAGAUAAAAUACAGAUUAUCUGAAUGUAAAUCAA
Messenger RNA from Girardinichthys multiradiatus, 3451 nucleotides. RefSeq names its product stress-induced phosphoprotein 1 (gene stip1). Gene Ontology annotation, molecular function: Hsp90 protein binding. The transcript is spliced from 14 exons. The record is from RefSeq and is a predicted model, not a curated record. The coding region runs from base 135 to 1760 and encodes 541 amino acids. NCBI's taxonomy places the organism in Eukaryota, Metazoa, Chordata, Actinopteri, Cyprinodontiformes, Goodeidae.